CAGCUUCGCUGGCUUCGCUGCCCAGUGCUUGCGUACUGCAGCGGGAAGGGCAUAGCGUGGGAGGAGGAAGGGGGCUUUUCAACGGGGAAAGGAGGAAAGCGUCCGCUUCGCACCGGCGGCUUUUCCUUUCUGUAUCCGCGCAUCACGGAGACCGGCAGCUCGGCGAGGCUCUCUCCAGACAGGGCCGGCUCGCCGCUUUUCCAUCGGGGCCCCCCUCCGUAACCGCCUCUCACCGCACCCGUCCCCCCAAAACACAGCUAAAACAGAAAAAAAGCAACAACCAGGUUCUACGCUCGAGCCAGAGGUAUCGUCGGGGGUCCACCAAAAAGACAUGGCCGAAGCCGCGGAAUACUCCGAGGUGCCCCAACAUGAAGAGAAGGAGAAGGCGGCGGCGGCUGACAACAGCGAUGUGAUCUGCCUCAAGCCCAAGAUGACGCUGGUGAACGGCAUCACAGUGAUCGUGGGUAGCAUCAUCGGGUCCGGCAUCUUCGUAUCGCCGCGCGGCGUGCUGGCCAACACCGGCAGCGUCGGAGCCUCGCUCGUGGUCUGGGUCGCCUGCGGCAUCUUUUCCAUGAUCGGCGCCUACUGCUACGCCGAGCUGGGCUGCAUGAUCACCAAGACCGGCGCCGACUAUGCGUACAUCAUGGAGGCGUUUGGGCCCUUCGUGGCCUUCCUCCGUCUCUGGGUGGAGUGCAUGAUCGUGCGGCCCUGCUCGCAGGCCAUCGUGGCGCUCACCUUCUCCUUCUACGUGCUCCGACCCAUCUUCCCGGACUGCGACCCACCGGACCCUGCGGUCAGGGCCCUCGCCUUCGUCUGCAUCGCGCUGCUGACCUUCGUGAACUGCUGGGACGUCAAGUGGUCCACGCGUGUUCAGGACUUCUUCACUUACGGGAAGCUGAUCGCACUGGCAACUAUCAUCAUCACCGGUGUCGUGCAACUCUGCUACGGCCACACGGAACACUUCAACUUCGAAAACACCGAGACGGACGUCACCAAGAUAGCGCUGUCGUUCUACUCCGGAUUAUUUGCUUACAACGGAUGGAACUACUUGAACUUCGUCAUCGAAGAAUUGAAAGACCCUCACAGAAACCUCCCUCUCGCCAUCUUCAUCUCCUGCAUUCUGGUUAUGGUGGUCUACACCCUGAGCAUAGUCGCCUUCCACACUACACUCUCGGUGCAAGAAGUCCUUGGCGCCGAAGCCGUCGCUGUGACGUUUGCCGAGAAACUGUACGGGUCUAUGGCCUGGAUCGUGCCCGUGUUCGUCGCCCUUUCCACUUUCGGAGGUGUCAACGGCAUCCUGUUCACUUCGUCCAGAUUAUUUUAUGCCGGUGCUGAACAAGGCCAGAUGCCAAGGCUCCUCUGCAUGAUCCAGAUCAACCGACUUACACCGUCGCCCGCUGUGCUCGCUAUGUGCCUGCUGUCGCUCGUGUACUUGUGCAGCAGCGACAUCUUCGCCCUGAUCACGUACGUCGGGUUUGCCACGUGGCUCGCCAUUGGCUUGGCUGUGGCCACUCUGCCCUACUUCCGGUGGAAGCAGCCUAAUCUCAAGCGCCCCAUCAAGGUCAACCUUAUCUGGCCCAUCAUAUAUCUUAUUGCCACGGUAUUCAUCACUAUUGUGCCCAUGAUUGCGGAGCCUGUUCAGACAGGAUUUGGUGCUCUCAUCAUUGCAACCGGAGCUCCCGUGUACUUCAUCUUCGUCUACUGGAAAAACAAGCCAAAGUGGAUCCUCGACAUGUUCGAGGGUUCGACUGUGUUUUUACAAAAGAUGCUGUUCGUAGUGGCGUCUGAAAAGCCAAAGGACGUCUAGACCGUCUGCUUUGUCAAGAUUCCUCCACACCUUUCCGAAGAAACGCCUUCAACGGAGCAUCGUCACCUUGUAACGUCGUCUGCCAUUUUUGUUUGAACCGCAGUUCAGCAAAAUAUCUGAGAAAAAAGAAGUAAUAAAAAAACAACUUAAGCGAGGUAAUAUUUCUAGGACGACUGCGUGUACAUAUACAUGUCUACAUAUAUAUGCACGUAUAUUUUUCUAAUUUACGACUAAGUUUCUAGAGGUACUUUGAGGGGAAAAAAGGGAUAUUUCGGAAGUCUUUCAGUGCUAAUGCUUCCAAGUGUCGAUUUGACACAAAAUGGACUCGUAGGUUCUACUGUCGUAACAGCGUCUACAUAUCUACCGUCUGUCCUAGGGUAUGUGUGCAGAUUCUGUGUUUCAACUGUGUCUUCGCUGGGUUCAACUUCGAGUGCCGUUAACGUGUUUGCGAUAGAUCGUGCGACGAUGCUAGACAGCGACGUAAAUUAUUAUAAUUAUAUGGUUGGUGAUAAUGGGGUCCCUCUACGCCCACCAUGCGAAUUUCCGUGUAGUAAAUAUGGGAAGCUUUUAUUGAAGAGAUGCUAUCAAAUGUGCUCAUUUUUGAAAUGUGUGCCGUGAACAAACCGAUCGCAGGUUGUACAAACCCCCUUCGCGUGCUUCAAAAGCUGUUCCCCCAUUAUAACAUCGAGAGUGGAUUGUCAUUAGGGUGCCUUGAAUUUUGACCAUAAGGCUUAAAACCAAGUGUUUUGGCAUCUCUGAAGCGAUGAAACACUGUACGCGUGCAUUUUGUCACGAGAUCAGUCAUUCACGAUUUUUGUUUCUUCUUUUGUAUGUGUGUAUUGUUUCCAGUAGCUCCAAGAGCAACAGCUAUGACGAGAAAAAAAAAUAUUGUCUUUUGUUUUGUAAUUGUUUUAAGAGCGACAGCUAUGACGAAAAUAAACGUUUUGUUUUUGUUGUA
Messenger RNA from Ixodes scapularis (black-legged tick), 2765 nucleotides. RefSeq names its product large neutral amino acids transporter small subunit 2. The transcript is spliced from 12 exons. The coding region runs from base 332 to 1807 and encodes 491 amino acids. Gene Ontology annotation, cellular component: membrane. Gene Ontology annotation, biological process: amino acid transmembrane transport. The record is from RefSeq and is a predicted model, not a curated record. NCBI's taxonomy places the organism in Eukaryota, Metazoa, Arthropoda, Arachnida, Ixodida, Ixodidae. Gene Ontology annotation, molecular function: L-amino acid transmembrane transporter activity.